Messenger RNA from Arctia plantaginis, 2208 nucleotides. NCBI's taxonomy places the organism in Eukaryota, Metazoa, Arthropoda, Insecta, Lepidoptera, Erebidae. The record is from the annotation of a GenBank genome assembly.
AUGGACAAAAAAUCUUUGAACCGAUUAUCUCAGCCACAGUCGAAGGCAACAGCCAUCGACUGUAAAAAAACCUCUGCUGUAGAAUUGACCCAGAAGCCUUGGUCUCGAAAUAAUAAUAAGAAACGUGAUGGACCCAGUACUGCUCCUAAGAAUGAGCCAUUUCGAAAAAAUGGACUGGUUCACAGUGCCAGGACUCAGGUUGAAAAAAGACCACGCACUCGCAGCACAGUCGAUUUGUCUGUGGGUGGAACUACGAACUCCAGGAUAGGAAAUGAUGAUGAGCCAGAAAUUGGCUCAGUGUUUGUGCCUGGAAGCAAGAAGCAAAACUUCAAUCAUUUGAAAAACUUCACGUAUCACAGUGGUGGGACACCUGAACGCCGAGGUCAGCAGUCACGCCGCAAGCAGCAGCAGCAGAAGAAAAGGCAACAACACCAGGUGCCUCAUCGUCAUGAAAAUGAUCUUCAUUUAAUUGCUAAUUACCAGUUUGUGGUCAAGGAAGAUGGAGAUUAUAAAUCAAUUUUGAUUGAUCCCAAGACGCCCAUUAAGUGGUGGGAGCAAAUUGAACAAAUUGUUGUAAGAGGGACAGGCAAGACAGAGUGUCCCAUAUGUUUAAGUCCACCAACAGCAGGUCGUGUAGGCAAGUGCGGUCAUGUAUAUUGCUGGGCCUGUAUUCUACACUAUGCUGCAACUCGUGAGACACGGCUUCCACCAUGUCCUGUCUGUAUUCAGACAGCUUUACAUGUCAAGGUUAUGAAACCAAUUAGGAUUGUGCAAUGGAAUUCACCUGCAGAGGAGGUAACAAUGCGGCUUGUGCGUCGCCUACGGGAUUCGAACACUGUAGAAGUGGCGCCCCCGCGCGGAUUCUUAACAGAGGCUGCUGAUCCUAUCCUACCUUUAUCCAAUAUCGAUGUGGCGCCGUAUUGUAAACUUUUUUCAGCUACAAAGCAACAGGUCCAUGAUAUUAUACAAAGAGAAAGAGAUGAAAUAAAGCAACGAAUAUUGGCAGAAAUUGACACAACUGAAAUAGUGUUCUUAGAACAAGCAUUAGAAAUGCUAAGACUUAAGGAAGAACACAUUAAUAUGGAAUGGGAUAAACCAAAGGUAGUUGAAGAAAAAACUGAAGAAGUUCCUAUUGUUUAUGAAAAGCAGGAAAUUAACCAGAACAAAUUAGAUUGGUUUGAUGUCAAUGAGGAAGGAGCAGCAUGUGUUGAAGUUGUCCAAAACCAAAUGGAUGAACUAUAUCUUAGCGGUGACUAUGUCACUGAGGAAGGAGCUGCAUGUGUUGAAGUUGUCCAAAACCAAAUGGAUGAACUAAAUCUUAGUGGUGACAGUUUUCCUGAUUCUAAUUUAAAUCCAGAGGCACCACUAUUUGAAGUAGAUGGUAUGCCACAAGAAGAAACUCCUUUAACUGAAAUUCAACCUCCAGUAUCUGAACAAGCUACUGAUGUUACCAUCACAGAAAUUGACAUACUUAAUCAAGACAAAUACUUUUAUUUCUAUCAAUCUGAUGACGGCCAACACAUAUUCUUGCACAGUUUAAAUAUUCGCGUUUUGAAAGACUCUUGGGGUAUUUUGGCAGCGGCACCAGAAAUAAUUACUGGACGAGUACUUCAUCGCGAGAGUUUUUCAGUCCGUGAAGGAACCACAAAGCCCUGCACAACUCACUUGCCACUAAAUUGCUCCUAUGAUAUUGUCGAAUUAGACUUGCAACCACCAUAUGUCACGGAUGCAGCAUUGCAGACACACACAGAGGAGAUAGAGCGUCGCGCAAGGAUUCGAGCACGUCAUGAUCGCAACGAUCGACGUCGUGAACGGGCUUAUAAACGUGCUAUGGAGGGUCCACCAAAACCGGAUUUUUCUUCUGAAGUGUUGUUCCCACCUGCACCACCCUCAUAUUCAAGUCCAUCUGUGGACCCUGUUUUUAUGUCCACAUUUGAAAUGUCCAGCCCGUCCACGAGCGUCGGCUCGCCAUCUUCUGGACCUUCAUUUGCCAAGAUUGCUAGUACUAGUGGUACAUGGCGUGUUCGUGAAAAGCCAGCCGAGACACCUCCAGUGGCUGUUGAAGAAGAAAUAUCUGCGCCGCGCGUUCACGUCCUCAAUGACGCCUUAGAGGCUGCCCUGCGCGCCGCACCCUCUCCUUCUGGCAAGAAAAAUAAAAAAACGAAACAAAAGCUUCUGUUCUCCACUGGCAUGCAACGUGCUGCUUAA